AUGUUCUUGGUAAUUGUAGCGAUUUCUACCUCUGUACUAUCUAAUGAGUCUUCUCGUAUUCCAUUCUUGAACGGUGAUAAUUUUUCAGACUGGAGGGACAAAAUCCUUCUAACAUUAGGGUGCAUGGACGUUGAUCUGGCACUCCGUGUGGAUGAACCUCCUGAACCCACGGACGAGAGUUCUGCUGGAGAAAAGAGUGCUUAUGAUAACCAGAGCAUUAGGGGCUCAAUCCCACCAUCUGAUAAGGUCAAGAACUACAUGAGGGCUAUUGAAGAGCAAUUUGUUAGUUCUGACAAAGCAUUGGCAAGUACCCUAAUGAACAAACUAUCAGGAAUGAAGCAUAAUAAUUCUAGGAGUGUGCGUGAGCACAUUAUGGAAAUGAGGAGCAUUGCAGCUCGUCUUAAGUCCUUAGAGAUUGAGAUUUCUGAGUCAUUCCUUGUCAAUUUCAUACUCAAUUCCCUUCCUAUGGAAUAUGGAGCAUUCCAAAUUUCCUACAACACUUAA
Camellia sinensis is the source of this 504-nucleotide messenger RNA. The record is from RefSeq and is a predicted model, not a curated record. NCBI's taxonomy places the organism in Eukaryota, Viridiplantae, Streptophyta, Magnoliopsida, Ericales, Theaceae.